GAAAGUAAACGACAGUCAACAGGGAAGCAGGCGAGCCGGAAGAAGCAACAGCGAAGCACAGAACUCGUCAGAACCGAGCCAACAUCGACUGCAGGGGCGGGGAAGACGACGACGACGACGAAGGGGCGGAGGAGGAGGAAGAGACACCUGCUCCGUGACUCGCUCUCCCUUCUCUGGACCCCCCUCUCCACACCGCCCCCCUCAUUCCUCUCCCUCGGACCACCACCACCACCACCUCCUCCGCCGCCGCCGCCGCCGCCGCCGCUUCCUCGUUAAGAUGGCUGACCCCGGCAGCGACGGAGAGGUGGUGGAGGGCGCGCGCGGCUUCGCUCGCCAGGGUGCUCUCCGCCAGAAGAACGUCCACGAGGUGAAGAACCACAAGUUCAUCGCACGCUUUUUCAAGCAGCCCACCUUCUGCAGCCACUGCACCGACUUCAUCUGGGGCUUCGGCAAGCAGGGAUUCCAGUGCCAAGUCUGCUGUUUUGUGGUCCACAAGCGCUGUCAUGAAUUUGUCACCUUUUCCUGUCCGGGCGCCGACAAGGGGCCGGCCUCCGACGAUCCUCGUAGUAAACAUAAAUUUAAAGUGCACACGUACUCCAGCCCGACCUUCUGUGACCACUGUGGCUCGCUCCUCUACGGCCUGAUACACCAGGGCAUGAAGUGUGACCACUGCAUGAUGAACAUCCACAAGCGCUGUGUGGCCAACGUCCCCAGCCUGUGUGGGACAGAUCACACCGAGAGGAGAGGGCGCAUCCAGAUCUCCGCUCGGAUCAACGACGACACUCUCACCGUCACCAUCAAAGAGGCCAAGAACUUGGUCCCAAUGGAUCCCAACGGCCUGUCGGACCCUUACGUGAAGCUCAAGCUGAUCCCUGACCCCAAGAGUGAGAGCAAGCAGAAGACCAAGACCAUAAAAUGCUGCCUAAACCCCAGCUGGAACGAGACCUUCACUUUUAACCUGAAAGAAAGUGACAAGGACCGGCGUCUGUCUGUGGAGAUCUGGGAUUGGGACUUGACCAGCAGGAAUGACUUCAUGGGUUCUCUGUCCUUCGGGAUCUCGGAGUUGCAGAAACAAGGGAUUGACGGAUGGUUUAAGCUUCUGUCCCAGGAGGAAGGAGAGUAUUUUAAUGUUCCCGUCCAGCCUGAUGGUGAAGAUGGCAAUGAGGAGCUUCGACAAAAGUUUGAAAGGGCAAAAGUGGGUCCAGGGAAGCCGUCAGACUCCUCUUCCUCGUCUUCCAUCAGCAAGUAUGAGAGCAACGGCAACCAGGACCGUAUCAAGCUCUCCGACUUCAACUUCAUUAUGGUUCUGGGAAAGGGCAGCUUUGGCAAGGUGAUGCUGGCUGAGAGGAAAGGUACGGAUGAGAUGUACGCUGUGAAAAUCCUGAAGAAGGACGUAGUGAUCCAGGACGAUGACGUGGAGUGCACCAUGGUGGAGAAAAGGGUCCUCGCGCUUCCUGGGAAACCACCUUUCCUCACACAGCUGCAUUCCUGCUUCCAGACUAUGGACCGACUGUAUUUUGUGAUGGAGUAUAUUAAUGGAGGGGACUUAAUGUACCAGAUCCAACAGGUCGGGAAGUUUAAGGAGCCUCAUGCAGUGUUCUAUGCAGCCGAGAUAGCCACGGGCCUCUUCUUCCUCCACUCCAGAGGGAUUGUGUAUCGAGAUCUGAAGCUGGACAAUGUGAUGCUAGACUCCGAAGGCCACAUAAAGAUCGCCGACUUCGGCAUGUGCAAAGAGAACAUGUGUGACGGCGUUACCACCAAGACCUUUUGCGGAACACCAGAUUACAUUGCCCCUGAGAUUAUUGCCUACCAGCCUUAUGGGAGGUCUGUUGACUGGUGGGCCUUUGGAGUGCUGCUGUAUGAAAUGCUUGCGGGGCAGCCACCUUUUGACGGGGAGGAUGAAGAUGAGUUGUUCCAGUCGAUAAUGGAGCAUCACGUUUCGUACCCGAAAUCCAUGUCUAAAGAAGCCGUCGCCAUCUGCAAGGGGCUGAUGACCAAGCACCCUGGCAAGCGUCUGGGCUGCGGUCCCGAGGGCGAGAGGGACAUCAAGGAGCACGCCUUCUUCCGCUACAUCGACUGGGAAAAACUAGAGAACAAAGAGGUCCAGCCGCCUUUCAAGCCUAAAUCUAAAUCCCGCCGCGACGUGGGCAACUUUGACAAGGAGUUCACCAAGAUGGCCGUACAGCUGACGCCAACAGACAAACUCUUCAUCAUGAAUCUGGACCAGAAUGAAUUCCAAGGCUUCUCCUACACCAACCCCGAGUUUAUUAUACAAGUGUGAAGGGGGUAUUAAAAACAACAACACACCAAAACCUGAAGAGACCUGCAGUGUCUUUUCAUCAAGACUCAUCUUGUCACGUCACAUCGUCUCGUAAACCGGACUACACGCCCGCAAAUGCACGAAGUCAGACUGCACAAGUGAGAGUUUCUUACAGCGGGACUAAUCUGCUGCUCUUGCACGGUAGCAAAAAGAAAAACAACAAGUAACGACUCAUUAAAUAAACCGCGGACCUCCGCCAAGGCCCAACUGUUAACAAAAGUGUGGGAAGAUGAGUUUAGUUUUUGGUUGUCUGGCGACUUCCUGUUUCUGACCAAAUCAAAAACAUUUCCUCAAAUAAUGCUCGUUCCUUUAAUGGACACCGCGUCCCGUUUCGUCCAAUCCACUUUUUCCCCUUAGGAUGGUGAAUCAUCUCAAUUCUGUUACUGUAACUGAGAAGAACAUUAAUCAACCUUUAAUAUCAUUUGCCAUAUCUUUAAUACUUAGAUCUUUGGGAUUAAAAGCAUUACUCGUAUCACUGUUCUCCACUGAAUUAUUCUGGGCUGAUACUGACAGCAGUGCUACAUAUGAUCAUGUCUGGCUCUUGCUGUUGUUGCCGUCGGUUACCCGCAUUCGUCACGGUGAAAAAGGUUGAAACCGUUUUGUAGUUUUGAUCCAGACUGUUUGCUUUCCUCUCAUCUUCUCCUCUUUUCCACUCCACUUAACGCCACUUCAUACUUGUAAACUGCACCAACAAGUGUAUUUUGCUUCAUGAAUUAAGUUCACCUCUGCGCAGUAAAAUGUAGAAGUCUAUUGUAUGGAAAAACAGUAAUUAAAAUCGAAGAAAUCAGUUUUGAUGAGACGUUUGGGGGGCCGCUGGAAAUCUCGGUGCCCCAGGCAAUCGCCUGUUUGCCAAAUGUCAAGUCCACCCCUGAUAACUUUGCGACUGGCAGCACCCUGAAAUAGCCGACAGCAAGUCUGCUUCGAAAUGAUAAGAUUCAGGGUUUGAAUCUUGGCUUACCUGUGUGGCGUUUGCAUGUUCUCCCCGUGCUUGCGUGGGUUUUUCCCAGUGGUCAGCUGGCUCCAGCUCACCCGCAACAAGCAUUCUAGAAAAUGGAUGGCUCUCUCCCACCUGCAGUUAAGUAGCCCAUCACCUCUUCGUGGAAAUCGGUGACAUCAUUUUUUUUUUUUGCGUAAUCCUGAAAAAUCAACAAACUGCAAUAAAAAUAAAACUUGUCACUUUUGUCCAUGGCGGAGGUAAUUAAAUAAAAUUAAAAAAAAGUCGAGUUUCCAGGAACUCGGUAUCAAUUUGUCAACGCGGAGGGCAACAAUGAACAAAGUCGCUGCGUAUCUACCGAUGCACAGGCAGCGGGCAUGUUUGUUGUUUAUUUCCUUCUCGUUAAAGUCUGGUCAUAAACAUUCCAUAAUCAAUAUGAGAUGUAUGUAUGUGCUCACACACACAUAUGCAAGCAUGCGUGUCUGUGCGGGGUGUAGUAGGGGACGGGGUGGUCCGGAUUUUGUGUCAAAAUUAGUCCUGAACUAGCACAUCUUGUCUUCCGAAUGAGCCCCACUUCCCCCCCCCCCCCCCCUCGCUGUGACGUCAGAAAGCCUGCGCUCUCACUCCAAGGCACAUUGAAUUUUACUUUCAUUUAAAUCGGUCUAUAUUGGCUUCCCACUCAUGGUUGGCCAGAUUUCUAAACUACAGUAAUUUUCCCAUUAGGAAAUAAGGGAAAUGGGAAUAAUCCGUAACUGUUGCCACCACAAAAAGCCUUAUUUACUAUACAUGCAAUGCUUAAGUAACAAUCUAACAAUUUGUUACAUUCAUACAAAGAUUACCGUAAUUUCUCGUGUAUAAUACGCUCUUAAAUAUUAAUGCGCACCCCCUAAAUUCAGGAAAACCCUUCCACCCAUGUACAAUGCGCAACAUCGAUUUGUUGCUAUCCAUAUGCUCAAAACAUCAAGUUUUAUCCGUAAUUUAUUAGGCUUUUCAAAGAAAUAUUCUGCUCUGUGUGCAUGUGCUAAAGUAAUUUGUUGUUGACAGGCCAUGCAUAAUGUAAAAAAGCUUACCGUUGCUUGAUAUUACAGAACUGUGACCAAAAUGUUUUUGGACAUCUCUAAUUAUGCCCCUUUCCACAUCUGAAAAUAUCAGAAUGAAAUCCCUCAUUUAAAAAAAAUUUAUGGACAAAGAUUUCUUCUUCAUUUGCGCUCACUACAGAAACAGCUGAACGUAGCUUAAUGUCCCGAAACUGUCACCGUUCGUCGCCAAAAUGUAUGGGGACAUCGCUACCUAUGCCCACUUCAACCUCUGAAAAUAUCAGAACGAAAUACCAAAUAUUUCAGAUUUUAUUGACUUUUAUAUCAGUAACGGGUCCAAGAAAGAGGCCUUGAUUCUUGGGUGUGUACACGAGAAAUUAGGGUAAAUUAAGUAUUUUGACACUGCUUUAUGUAAUUUAUGCUGUACUUUUCACCUUCUUCUCUUAAUGACCCUUGUUGAAGACGUUUCUUCUUUUGGAGUCAGUGUCCCUGCAAAAAGCCAAAAAAAAUAUAUAAACGCACAGAAUUUGCUUUCGUGACGAUCGAUUUUGUGAAACGUGUUUUCGCCCAAAAUUCUGCGUUUUACAACUUCCAAGGUUUCAGCAUAUUUUCAUAACAAAAAAGGCAUUUCCCGAUGAUAAAGUGUUGUUAAAGGGAUGUCAUUAUUUUUACGGGUGAAGGAAACGUGACCUUUGGGUGAGAGCGAAGGUGGUGCUGCGAUUUCAUGCGAAAAGGGCUUAUUUUAUUAAUGCAAAACCGACUCUUCCUAAAAAAAUGUUAUCUAACACCAUCUCUCACCUAUAGUGCUAUACUGUCUUUGUGGUGCAGCUCCUCCUAUGCAUGCAUUGUUCUUUUUGUUUGUUUGUUUUUGUUUUACUUUUAGGACAAAGCAGACUUGCGUCAGUCACAAAGCUCUUGAGAUUGUGUGCAAUGAACAUAUAAAAGUAGUUGUACUUGUUAUUAUUCUGUAUGUGUUUCAAGUGUCUUUGUAAAUAGGAAUGGAGUCCAAUUAGAGGUGGUUCUCGCAAACAUCUCAACGGUUUUGACUGGUUACAUAACGCCACCGAGUGCUACCUGCUUUUUUUCCCCUCUUUUAAUUUGAGCUCCAAGUGGUGCUUUCCUGAGCUUGAAAUUUCUAACAUAAUUUUUUACCAUCCAAAAAAAUAAUCAACAUCUUAAAUUACAAUUACAAGAAAUACAAACUUGGCACAGAUAUACUUCCAUAUGAUUCACUUGUAAUCGUUGUGUCUAUGAUUUUUGAGUGAUUUAAUGAACUUUUAGGGGGCCUCAAAUUGCCUGAAAUCUAGUAAGUUUUGCAAGUGUAUCAAUCCUGGUGAAAGUUUAUGUAUUUUAUGGGUUCCAAACACAACUCUCCCUUUCCCAAAAUUCAAUCAAUAGUGCCCCCUGGAAGGUAUUGAAAACAAAAAUGUCCUCCAACAACAGUUUCACCAAUUGACACAAAAUUGGGUGGCUUUAUUUUUGUAGAGGAAUCAUACAAAGGUUUUUUUUGGCCUCCACUAUUUAAUGUAGCUGGAUUAUAAGCAUUACAAUUUGGUGGUGAUGUCAAGGAUUCAUAGGUGGUGCGAGGGGCCAGGGCUCCUCACUGCUCAUUGUAAUUGAUUUGUAAACCAUUUCCAGUCGUUUCUUAGCCUAACGUUCAUCAGUGACCAUUUUGAGCAGAGGAAGAAAAGAGUGAGGAAAACAGAGGAACAUUCACAUCUACUAUGCAAAUGGCAAGCAAAAGAAAAGGUUGCGGUGAUAGGAGGAGGAAGAGUUGGGUGACUUUUAUAUAAAUGGACCUGUGUAACAAUUAGUACUGUCAUGUUGCAUGCGCCGUCAUUACCUGCGCGUGAGGCAUCAACAUUAAAGUAUGAAUAGGU
Molecule: messenger RNA, 6171 nt
Organism: Phyllopteryx taeniolatus (common seadragon)
Lineage: Eukaryota; Metazoa; Chordata; Actinopteri; Syngnathiformes; Syngnathidae
Product: protein kinase C beta type-like
Exons: 17
Coding region: 278-2281 (667 amino acids)
Biological process (GO): protein phosphorylation
Molecular function (GO): diacylglycerol-dependent serine/threonine kinase activity; zinc ion binding; ATP binding
Source: RefSeq, a predicted model, not a curated record